Molecule: messenger RNA, 984 nt
Organism: Tigriopus californicus
Lineage: Eukaryota; Metazoa; Arthropoda; Copepoda; Harpacticoida; Harpacticidae
Gene: RpL7
Product: large ribosomal subunit protein uL30-like
Exons: 3
Coding region: 166-897 (243 amino acids)
Biological process (GO): maturation of LSU-rRNA from tricistronic rRNA transcript (SSU-rRNA, 5.8S rRNA, LSU-rRNA)
Cellular component (GO): cytosolic large ribosomal subunit
Molecular function (GO): structural constituent of ribosome; RNA binding
Source: RefSeq, a predicted model, not a curated record
AACCCAAAAAUUCUAUCAACUUAUUACUACUGCUAUAUCUUACUACCAAAUAUCAUUGACUUCAAAGAUUUUUAUUCUCAUGGCCCGUGGGUUUUCGUCUUUCAACCGGAAGAAGAUAGACUCGAUCUUUUGACUCUUGAACGUGCAACCACACAGAGUCGCACCAUGCCGGACAAGAAGUUGCCGUCGGUCCCCGAGACCAUCUUGAAGCGCCGCAAGCGUCAAGCCGAGGCUCGUGCGCAACGCGCCAAGACCGUGGUGGCCAGUCAGCGCGCUCGUCGUGUCAAGCGAGCUGAGAUCUUUCAACGGGCCGAGAAGUACGUCAAGGCCUAUCGCAAGCAAGAGCAGGACGAGAUCCGCCUCAAGCGCGACGCUAAGAAGAACGACGGAUACUAUGUGCCCGCCGAGCCCAAGUUGGCCUUUGUGAUGCGCAUUCGUGGUAUCAACCAGGUCGCGCCCAAGGUCCGUAAGGUCCUACAAUUGUUCCGUCUCCGACAGAUCAACAAUGGCGUGUUUAUCAAACUCAACAAGGCCACCAUCAACAUGUUGAGAAUCUGCGAGCCCUACAUCACCUGGGGUACGCCUAACCUGAAGUCUGUUCGCGAGUUGAUCUACAAGCGUGGAUUCGUUAAGAUUGACGGCAAGCGCGUGCCCAUCACUUCCAAUGACCUCAUCGAGAAUACGUUGGGCAAGCGAGGUAUCAUCUGCGUGGAGGAUCUGAUCCAUGAGAUCAUCACCGUGGGCGACAACUUCAAGUAUGCCAGCAACUUCCUGUGGCCGUUCAAGCUGAACACGCCCACCGGUGGAUGGCGCAAGAAGACCAACCAUUUUGUGGAAGGUGGCGAUUUUGGUUGUCGAGAGGACAAGAUCAACAACCUGCUCAGGACCAUGGUUUAGAUUGUCGGAUUGUUCCGCCAUGCCCCGAGCCCUUUGAAAGAUAUGUCGUCAUCCUCUGUGGUUACAGAAAUACAUAACCCUACAGAA